Messenger RNA from Lymnaea stagnalis (great pond snail), 13134 nucleotides. The record is from the annotation of a GenBank genome assembly. NCBI's taxonomy places the organism in Eukaryota, Metazoa, Mollusca, Gastropoda, Lymnaeidae.
GAACGGAACAAAGAAUUCCUGUUUCAAGGCCAUGCAAUUAUUUAGUCCUCAAUUUCUUUAAAUUAACAGAGUUAGAACACAGAGACAAGGACAACGAUCUAUCCCUCCCUCAGACUGAAAGCUAUGUCUCAUGAUUUAUAAACUAAGAUAAUUAAAAGAAAUAAAUGUAUAUAAUCAAUUAAAAAGAUUUAGUUUUUAAACAUCCUGGCCAUGUCACCAAGACCAAGGACAUCGAACUUCUUCUUGUCUGCGAUUCAGUUUGAAAGUUGGAGGCUGUAAUUUUGUAAAUACAUAAAGUAAACUUUUUAUCAUCUUCAUUUCAGAAGGUAAUUAAACGUUUAUCAUUAAGUUAGCUCAGUAGUGCUGCCCUACCCUUUUUGUAAAUAUCAUAAGUAAAUUAUUGGUAAUCCUUAUUUCAAUAGGAAUGUAAACCUGUUUCAUGAGCUUUUUGAAUUCGUGGGCUAAACAUUUUUUCACGUGAAGUCGGGGGCCGUGCAGGAAAUCUCGAAAAAAAAAUAUAUUGAUAAAAUACCUACCUCAUUUUAAAAACUAUUCAUAUUAUUAAUACUUGUUACCCUAUGCAAAAAGAAACAAGAAUCCAAUUUUGAUAUGGGCCUUGUAAAUAAUCAUAUAUCCAAUAACAAUAUCCGCUCGUCAAUAAUCCUAUAUCCAAUAACAAUAUCCGCUCGUCAAUAAUCCUAUAUCCAAUAACAAUAUCCGCUCGUCAAUAAUCCUAUAUCAAAUAACAAUAUCCGCUCGUCAAUAAUCCUAUAUCGGCUCAUCGAGAUUAGAAAUAAAGAGCAAUACAAACCAAAGCACUUCUUUUUUACAGCUCAUAACUCCCAGGGUUCACCUAUAUAUAUCCUGAAAUUUGAACGAAAGAAAUUUAGUCGACGGUAAAUUCAAAAACGGUAAUUUGAUCGAACGGAAAUUUGGUCGAAUCGUUUUUUCAGUUUUGACUUUAAAAUUUUGCUUUAAAAUUCUUUUUGAACGCAUAAUUUUCUUUUACUAUAGAGUAUAGUGCGUUCAAAAAGAAAUUUGACAAAAAUCUUUACGUGUGUACUGAAAAAAAUUUCCGACAAAAAUUUCUGUUCGAUCAAAUAUCCGUCGAUCAAUUUACCAUCGAUGAAAUUUCUUUCGAUUAAAUUUCCAUAUAUAUAUAUUCGGUAACCAUAUAUUUAAUCUAAAUUUGUUUUGAUGGUGAGAUCAUGGAUAGAAACCUUCUCGAUGACCUAAUAUCUACACAUAAAGUUAAUUUUGGUUUCCCAAUUAAUGUUUCUAAACGAAACGUCAGAAAUUAUACCUGCUACCGCGCGAAGACUCAACUGUACAGGUAGUUGAAGGAAAAAGAACAUGGUGCUCAAUUUCUUAUCAACCCAUUAUCACGAACAGUUGCACUAGUGAUGUGCUUAACAUAAACUACAACUACCUGUCAAACAAUAACCUGAAUAUCACGUGUACAUCACUAGAAGUGAUACAUUCUUUAAAGCAGAGAAGAGUAACUUAUUAAAUGUAAACAAAAUGAUUUUUAACUUAUAUUAUUUGUUCCCAGAUCUUAUUUUCCAUCAGCAACAGGAUCUCUAGGCUAAGAGGCUUUGCUUCCAGUGACAAGGCCCUGAGUCUAAAAGGUUUUGCUUCCUGUGACAGGAUCCAGCGUCUAAAGGUUUUGCUUCCAGUGACAAGAUCCUGAGUCUAAGAGAGUUUGGUACCAUUGACAAGAUCCUGAGUCUGAGAGGCUUUGGUUACAGUAACAAGAUCCUGAGUCUAAGAGAGUUUGGUUCCAGUAACAAGAACCUGAGUCUUAGAAGUUUUGGUUCCCGUAACAAGAUUCUGAGUCUAAGAGGUUUUGCUUGAAGUGACAAGAUCCCAGUCUAAGAGAGUUUGGUUCCAGUGAGCUAAUCUUUUGCAUCCAACAAUGCAGAAAUUAACUGAACUUGUCGUUUGUCUCGUUGUGAUAUUUGCCAUCAGCAAACAAGGUGAGAGAUAAUUUAAAACUGUUAACACAAGACCGCUAUUAUCAUAGAUUUUGCUCUAACACAAAUUUUAUUUCUAAUAGAGCGAGUGUUGGUCGACCCUUUUUCAGCCCUCAUAGUAAGGAUGUGGCUUGGAAAAAAUAUAAUUUGAUGAUGUGUCAGUAAAUGUGAGCCAAGAAGUAUACCAUAAUGUCGCUGUCUGUGGUAAAAUUAGACGUGAUAAAAGUAUACGAUAAUGUGGCUGUCUGUGGUAAAAUUAGAAGUGACAAAAGUAAUCCAUAAUUUCGCUGUUUGGUAAGAUUAGAAGUGACAAAAAGCAUACCACAUUGUCUUUGGUAAAAUUAGAGGAGACAGAAAUUAAACUUAAUGUCGCUGUGUGUUAUAAAAUUUGUUAUAAAAUUUGAAGUGAGGCCCAUUGAACAAAAAUAUAUUUUAAGAUAAUUGGAUUGGAGUGAAUUAUUUUGUAUCGCUCCAUCAAAAAAAAUUUUUUUUUAAAAUUCUUUAAUUUUUCUAUUACAGGAUCAGGAUUUGCUCUACCCAGGCAAAGAGCGUUCAUAGAGCAUGUGGAUUACAACAAAAAAAGUUGUGGUUUCGGUUAUUUGGCAAAUGUUGAUUUUAUAAUUAUUACUGGCUUCAUCAACGUCUCCGACAUAGGACAUCCGCCCCAGGAAGGAGAGAUCUCUGGACUUCACUUUUCGGGGGAUGGUUAUGUUCCUGUAAAUUAAGUCAUUAUAAUCUCACAUGGUCAUCUCCUACCAAAUCUCGCAUUGUCAUAUCCUACUAAAUCUCGCAAUGUCAUCUCCUACCAAAUCUCGCAUUGUCAUCUUCUACAAAAUCUCGCAUGGUCAUUUAGAAUUAAAUUCACAUUGUCAUCUCCUAUUAAAUCUCACAUUGUCAUCUCCUAUUUAAUCUCGCAUUGUCAUCUUCUGCUAAAUCUCACAUUGUCAUCUCCUACCAAAUCUCGCAAUGUCAUCUCCUACUCAAUCUCGCAUUGUCAUCUCCUAUUAAAUCUCUGAUUGUCAUCUCCUUCUCAAUCUCGCAUUGUCAUCUCCUACUAAAUCUCACAUUGUCAUCUCCUACUAAAUCUUGCAUGGUCAUCUGCUACUAAAUCUUGCAUGGUCAUCUCCUACUAAAUCUCACAGUGUCAUCUCCUACUAAAUCUCGUAUUGUCAUCUCCUACUAAAUCUUGCAUUGUCAUCUCCUACUAAAUCUCGUAUUGUCAUCUGCUACUAAAUCUUGCAGGAUCAUCUCCUACUAAAUCUCGUAUUGUCAUCUGCUACUAAAUCUUGCAUGGUCAUCUCCUACUAAAUCUCACAGUGUCAUCUCCUAUUAAAUCUCGUAUUGUCAUCUCUAACUAAAUCUUGCAUGGUACCUCCUACUAAAUCUCGUAUUGUCAUCUGCUACUAAAUCUCGUAUUGUCAUCUCCUACUAAGUUUCACAUUGUCAUCUCCUAUUAAAUCUCAAAUUGUCAUCUCCUAAUCAAUCUCACAUUGACAUCUCCUACUAAAUCUCACAUUGUCAUCUCCUACUAAAUCUCACAUUGUCAUCUCCUACUAAAUCUCACAUUGUCAUCUCCUAUUAAAUCUCUGCUUAUCAUCUCCUACUCAAUCUCACAUUGUCAUCUCCUACUAAAUCUCUGAUUAUCAUCUCCUACUCAAUCUCACAAUGCCAUCUCCUAUUAAAUCUCUGAUUGUCAUCUUCUACUAAUUCUUGCAUUGUCAUCUCCUGCUAAAUCUCACAUUGUCAUCUCCUACUAAAUCUCACAUUGUCAUCUCCUAUUAAAUCUCACAUUGUCAUCUCCUACUAAAUCUCACAUUGUCAUCUCCUACUAAAUCUCACAUUAUCAUCUCCUACUAAAUCUCACAUUGUCAUCUUCUACUAAAUCUCACAUUGUCAUCUCCUACUAAAUCUCACAUUGUCAUCUCCUAUUAAAUCUCUGAUUAUCAUCUCCUACUCAAUCUCACAUUGUCAUCUCCUAUUAAAUCUCUGAUUAUCAUCUCCUACUAAAUCUCCCAUUGUCAUCUCCUACUAAAUCUCACAUUGUCAUCUCCUACUAAAUCUCUGAUUAUCAUCUCCUGCUAAAUCUCACAUUGGCAUCUCCUAUUAAAUCUCUGAUUAUCAUCUCCUACUCAAUCUCACAUUGUCAUCUCCCAUUAAAUCUCUGAUUAUCAUCUCCUACUCAAUCUCACAUUGUCAUCUCCUAUUAAAUCUCUGAUUAUCAUCUCCUACUCAAUCUCACAUUGUCAUCUCCUAUUAAAUCUCUGAUUAUCAUCUCCUACUAAAUCUCCCAUUGUCAUCUCCUACUAAAUCUCACAUUGUCAUCUCCUACUAAAUCUCUGAUUAUCAUCUCCUGCUAAAUCUCACAUUGGCAUCUCCUAUUAAAUCUCUGAUUAUCAUCUCCUACUCAAUCUCACAUUGUCAUCUCCCAUUAAAUCUCUGAUUAUCAUCUCCUACUCAAUCUCACAUUGUCAUCUCCUAUUAAAUCUCUGAUUAUCAUCUCCUACUCAAUCUCACAUUGUCAUCUCCUAUUAAAUCUCUGAUUAUCAUCUCCUACUAAAUCUCCCAUUGUCAUCUCCUACUAAAUCUCACAUUGUCAUCUCCUACUAAAUCUCACAUUGUCAUCUCCUUCUAAAUCUCACAUUGUCAUCUCCCACUUAAUCUCGUAUUGUCAUCUCCUACUAAAUCUCACAUUGUCAUCUCCUGCUAAAUCUCACAUUGUCAUCUCCUAUUAAAUCUCUGAUUAUCAUCUCCUACUCAAUCUCACAUUGUCGUCUCCUAGUAAAUCUCUGAUUGUCAUCUUCUACUCAAUCUUGCAUUGUCAUCUCCUACUAAAUCUCACAAUGUCAUCUCCUUCUAAAUCUCACAUUGUCAUCUCCUACUAAAUCUCACAUUGUCAUCUCCUACUAAAUCUCACAUUGUCAUCUUCUACUAAAUCUCACAUUGUCAUCUCCUACUUAAUCUCGUAUUUUCAUCUGCUAUUAAAUCUUGCAUUGUCAUCUCCUACUUAAUCUCGUAUUGUCAUCUUCUAUUAAAUCUCACAUUGUCAUCUCCUACUUAAUCUCGUAUUGUCAUCUCCUACUAAAUCUUGCAUGGUCAUCUCCUACUAAAUCUCGUAUUGUCAUCUGCUACUAAAUUUCGCAUUGUCAUCUCCUACUAUCUCACGAAUUGUCAACUUUCGGGUUUUCCAUUUUACUUAUCUCCUUUCAGAAGCAGCGUCUGACUUUUAGAAGUCCUCUGCCACAUUUCGGUUUCCUGCAAUCCCACCCCAUAUAUCUGCAUUUAAAAAUAAAUUUGUUUUUUCUCAAAUAAUUACAAUCUUUGGUCCAAUGAAAAGAACGAGACCCAUUACAGUCGCAAGGAUGCAAGCCCCCCACUUGACGCCCCUGUUUCCGACUCACUUGUUUAUUUUAAUACUUACCAACAAUUUAAACAGUGGGUGUUUCUUUUAUAAAUAACAUAGGGCGCCCGGGCAAAACCUGGAUUUAGCAAGGACGGAAAUGUUCGACAAGGUUUGAGAACCACCUUUGUUAACAGUUCGAAUUCAUUUUGGCCCGGAAUAAACUUUACAAGUCUUACGUUUACAAAUUACGAUUAAAAUGUUUUUAAUCCAUUGUUCCCAUUUGCAUUUCUUGUAUUUUGUCCUCCUCAUGAACACAACCUUUGGAUUGCUCUCAAGUCGAACUGUUGCUGGGAUUGUUUCCUCUUUAUUCUGAUCAUCACACCAGUGGUUAAAAUGCGGGGGAAAAAAUGGAACAAAAUUCAUUCACAUAGAUUUCAUCAUUAGGAAAUAAAGCACGUUUUAUUACUAGUAUUAUUAUCCUUUUAUUAUCAACAUUUUAUUAUUAUCACUUUAUUUUGAUUACUUUAUUAUCAUCAUUUUAUUGUUAUCAUUUCAUUAUUAUUAUCAAUGCCAUAUGAAAAUUUAACAAAGGCUUACUUAAUAUCACUUUCCAGAUUCCGGGUACAAUAUCAGAUCUGAGGAAAGUAGCCUGCGCUCAGGUACAGCAACUGCCUCCGAGUUCCUGCCGAUGUCUAGCGCGGGACGACAAGAUCAUUCGUGUCAAGUGCAACAUAACAAUGAGAGAUUAUUAUUCCUUCAGGCAUUUAAAGAUAGCUUAUCAUUCGUAUCGUUAUUUUGACAGUGGCAUUACAGAGCUGCUUCCUAAUGUUUACAGUAAGUGGCAUUAACCUCAAGUAUUUUUUUUUUCAACAUUAUUAUUAUUAAAAUUGCAUUGCUUGAAAACUACCAGGCUUGUUGGGGUCACUACGGUGAUUCAACGGUCUUUGUAAAAAAAAAAAAGUGCAAAGAGUGCAAGUUUGAGCUGUGUCAAAGCCUGUGUCUUGAGCAAUUUAAAUGUGUACCGCCCUACCAUUACUCACACUUCCCUUGAUUGUGAAAGGUUUUUGAAUGUGAAAUGGCUAUUUAUUUUAUAGCUUGUUCUAAGGAAAGGAUCAUGUCAUCCAAUUCCUAGAAUUUCUUCCCUGGAGAUAUCUAACACCCUACCUGUCAAUAAGGCGUCGGUUUUUACAACUGGAAGCGAUUUGCUAAAUUUCUUAGACACAAGACAUCUUAAUAUACUUAUAAGAGCCUUUAAAGGUUAUAUAUUUAUUUUUCUUUAAAUCCCUCAAGGACUUUUCUUUUUCCUUGCUUCGCUGACGGUAAGAUAAAUGAAAUAUUUUCUAUGGAAAUUUUAUUUUGCAUUAUUACAACUAAUCAUUCAAUAGUUUAAUUAAAUUCAAUAUUUUAAUAUCCAUGGAUUUGGUUUAGUCUUUAGAUUUCAUACAGGUUUCAAGUCUUUUAUUACGUAUGGCUCAUAAACGAUUCUUCGGAUCUUUGCUAUAAUCCACUCAGUUCCUGGUAUGGUUGCUAUAAUCCACUCAGGUCCUGUGAUCAUUGCUAUAAUCCACUCAGGUCCUGUGAUCAUUGCUAUAAUCCACUCAGGUCCUGUGAUCAUUGCUAUAAUCCACUCGGUUCACGUUAUAGUUGCUAAAAUCCACUAACUUCCUUUGAUCGGUGCUAUAAUUCACUCAGCUCCUGUAAUUGUUGCUAUAAUCCACUCAGUUCCUGUGAUCAUAUCUAAAGUCCACUCAGUCCCUGUGAUCGGUGCUGUAAGCCAUUCAUUUCCUCUGAUUCUUGCUAUAAUCCACUCAGUACAUGUUAUCAUUGCUAUAAUCAACUGUGAUAGUUGCAGUAAUUAAAUCAGUCCCUUUGAUAGUUGCUAUAAUUCACUCUUCCUGUGAUCGUUGCUAUAAUUGUAACCAUCCAUUUAAUUGCUGCUAUAAUCCAUUCACACAGCAAUCGUCUCAAUAAUCCACUUAAUCUCAGCGACUGUUGCUAUUAUGCACUAACUUGUAAUCUUUGCUAUAAUCCAUUAAGUCACAGUGAACAUUACUAUCAAUGAAACUUUGAUCGUUGCUAAAUUCCACUCACGCUGUGAUCGCUGCUAUAAUCGCUCAGCUCCUGUGAUCUUUGCUAUAAUCCAAUAGUUCCUUUUUAUCGUUGCUAUAAUCCACACAGCCCCUUUUAUAGCUGCUAUAAUCCACUAAUUCAUCGUGAUCGUUGUUAUAAUAUUCUCAGUCUCUGUGAUAUCAGCUAUAAUCCACUCAGUUCCUGUAAUGGUUGAUAAAAUCCACCCUGUGAUCGCUGCUAUAAUUCACCGAUUCCCUUUGAUCGUAUCUAUAAACCAUUCUAUCACGGUGAUUUUUACUAUAAUCCACUCUGUCUCUGUGAUCAUGUUUCUAACACCAUUGAUAAUUAUUGUAUCCGUUUGUUAAAAAAAACGCAUACCCAACUCUUCUUCGUAUGUCCUAAGCUUGACUAUACAUAAGCCAUUCAACAUCUUCUGAACAAUGAAUUCUGUAACUGUCCUGGCGUCCCCAACAGUUCGUAGCGAGGGUGUUUGGCGCCAGGGGACAAGAUUCGCGCCCGGGGACAAGAUCCAUUUUUAGCGCCCCUUUAUCUUUUUUUUUCAACUCUCAAACCCAUUAUUUUCAUAAAUAAAAUAUUAAUCAAAGCACAUUUUAGCACCCUUAACUAGCUGGCGCCCGGGGACAUCUGUCCCCCCUGCCCCCAACACGCUACGCCUCUGGUCCCCAACGUCCAGGAAACAUGCUUGAUAUUGUCUCUGAAAUCAGCGUGCAAAGCCGAUACAUCGGGUCCUGUUUCCGUCAAUUUUUUUUUUAAAAGUAAGAGUUAGUUUGGCAGUGCUCUCUUCGUAUUUGGGAAACCAGGAUCUAGUGUCCGUGUAGCAGUUUCUACCACGUGUCUAUUCUGUUUUAGGUUCUGGCACUUUACCCUGUUAUCGUCGGGCAUUCGUGCCGUCUGUACAUUGUCCGUGACUUGUGUUUCUGUUUGGGACUUGGCUGCCUCGGUUUAUGGCCAAUGAGUUACCAUGUCUUUUAUUGUACCAAUCUAAAUGGGUUGUCUGUGCUUCAUACUUCAAAUCUCUAGAGCAAAUCUUUAAUCGGAGAAAAUUAUGACUUCUAGUCCCAUUAUUUCUCACUCCUAUAGCAUAGUGUGCACACUUUCCCGUGCCCGGUGUAUAUAGCCUCUAGCACCAAGUAUUUAUUCGACUCUGAGAGAACCUCGUUUUGUGACUUUCCAAUCAAUAUAAGAUGGCUUUUUUCAGAUUAAUAUUACUUUCCAAUUUUGUCCAGGGAACCCUUUCCGGUUAAGACAGCCCCCAAAUGGCUAUUCAUUACAAAUAUUAAAUAAUUCAACGGUAAUAUGAGUUUUGCUUACAUAUACUUUGAUAGUAAAAUUAAUAUUAAAUUCCUAAUACUUUUUUAAGGUGAUACUUUUUGCGGAAAGAGGAGGUGGGCAUGUUCAACAAAUGAAGGCAAGCAAUAAUUUUUUUUUAACUCAGCUUAAUGUAAGACCAGUGUUUCCCGACAUGUUCAUGGUUUUUGGGAGGGGGGGGGGGGGGUGGUGGAAGGCCGGCAGUAAAAAUUAGUAUUUUAUUUUUCAAUUUAAUCUGAUAAUAUGUGACAAUUUUUGUAUAACACAAAUACAAUUUAUUCUUUCUUCAUUUCAAUUAUGAAUAAAUAGUUUAUUUUUUUAAAGUUUAGAUGUAAGAUAAACAAGCACAAAGUUUUUUUCUUUCAAUGGGAAAGGGGCUUAGAGUCUAGUUAAAUUUUAAAAAUGAAAUAUAGCAUACGACAACAGCGACACUGAAAGGAGUAAAUGUUAAUGGAAGACAGAAAAGGGGGGGGGGGCGCAUCAAAUCAGGUUGUCAUUGUGGCUUUUUGCACCGAAACAAAGUGCGAACAGAUCAGUGUGCAUAAGUCAGGUUGCUAUCAUGGCUGUUCGCACCAGAUCAAGCUGCGAACAGAGCUUUUGCAUCAAGUCACUAUGCCAACAGAUGCCAUUUCCAACAGUUCCGGACGUCACAAGGAGGGGCAGUGUCCAAUUAUAGCCAUUGUGAAUGUUGUAUAGGUGGCAUCAAACCUAUUGACUCUUUUCCAAUACCGUAGGAUUAUUGCCAUAAAUUAACUCACGUUUAAUUUAUGUCCCUGAAAUUCGAUUAAAUUACAAAGAUCCAUCUCUUACCUAACUUUUUUUAACAGAUAUGGGUGACUUAAAAAACAUUUCAAAACUACUUAAUUUUAAUUCUUAAAUAAGAAAUCCUUUCUAAAUAUUGUUUUCAAUGCUUUUUACAGGAUCUAGUCUACUUGGAGGCGGAUAUGUGAUGUCUGGUAAGUUAUAAAUGAUUAUAAUGUAGUCUUUUUGGAUGACGCUAUGCUAUGUCUGGUAAGUUUUAUAAAAUUACCCUGUGUACUUGGAUGCGUCUAUGGGAUAUCUAGGAAAGUUAAACCAAAUUAUCUAGUCUACUUGGAGGUUGCUAUGCUAUGUCUGUUAAUUUAUUCAUACAUUAUCUAUUCUACUUGGAGGUGGCUGUGUUAUGCCUUUUAAGUUAUAUAUAAAUUAUCUAGUCUAAUCGAGAUGAUAUGCUAUGUCUGGUUCAGUUAUAUUGAAUUUAUAUUGUCUACGAGCAGGCGGAUAUGUUUCGUAUGGUAAGUUGUAUACAUAAAUACUCAUCAUUCUUGCAAAGUUCAUUGCACGUGUCGGCAGCGUCUACAACUACUUAGGAGAGUUGAGGGAUGGGGGGAAUGUGGAAGUAUGGUGUUGGAAAAUGUAACAGGAAAGGCCUACUGCUACUUCAGACCUGUGUUGAAUAUUGCCUUCUAAUCACAGACAUACCUAUCAGGCUCUCUACGCGCAACAGGACCACCUGGAUGUCCACCCGUCACUUAACAGAUUAUGCCAUCGUCAGAAACUGGGACCUGCAGGAUUUAACAGUGACUAAGGCCAUUUGCUGUGCAGAAUGCUAAACUGACCACCGCCUAAUCGCUUCAAAUAUGAACAUUCACAUCCAACCCAAGAGAUGACCUCAGGCCACCAACGCUCAAAAAACGCCUCAGAAUCAGUAGGCUAAAGAUCUCUGAUGUGAGACAAACCAUUGUUGGCACCCUGGAUGAAUGGCUUGGUACCUUCAUACUGGCCAACCAGUUCGCGGAAGCAGUGUGGACCACACUUCGUAUAGCAAAGUCGUUAAGUGCCUCAGACCCUCUACCAGGAAACACAAGCAAUUGGUUUGAUGAAAACAACACAGCGAUCCAAAUGCUACUUGAGCAAAAAGGUUUGUUGUACAAAUUCCUCAAUAAUGACACAAUAACAACAACUAAAACGGCUGCAUUGAGGAUUAUCCACAGCAAGAUCCAGUUGCAAUUGUGUCAGAUGCAAGAGUCCUAGCUGAGUGCGAAAGCUGAUGAGAUUCAGGGCAAGAAUGACACGAAAAACGUCUACCGUGACUUGAGAGAAUCUUAUGGCGUUAAAACCUCAGGCGAUUCCCCUCUCCUUAGUGCAGACGGUUAUACACAUCAUGACAGACAAGGAGUGAAACUUGGAAAAAUGGGUGGAACAAUUUGAUAAUGUGCUAAAUACACUUUCCAUCAUUAUAAAAUGCCCCGGUUCCCAUCGAGCAAGUCUAUUUGACUCUGUCAAAACUUAGGUCGAGAUUCAGACAACCAUCCGCAAAACACCUGGCCCCGACAUGAUUCCUGCCAAAAUCUACAAAGAGGGUGGAACACCUCUGACUUAUAAGCUUUUGCAACUAUUCCAGAUCACCAGGGAAAUGGAAACUGUAUCAUAGGACCUCAAAGAUGUCCCAAUUAUCCACAUGUACAAAUAGAAAGAAACCGUCAGGCUUGCGACAAUCACCGCGGCAUAUCGCUGCUAUCCAUCAUGUGCAAGAUCUUGGCUCAAGCGUUUUUGAACCGCUUGAAUGCAAAUCUAAAGAUAGAUCUCCAAAACGAAAGUCAAUGCAGUUUCCACAAAGAACGUGGAACUAUCGAUAUGGAUUUUGCUGCCAGGCAGCUUAAAGGGCAUUGUCAGGCGCUAAAUACGUAUCUAAAUUCCACAUAUAUUGAUCUUAAUAAAGCUUUUGACAGGGUCAAUAGAGGUUAACUGUGCAAAAUCAGGAAGAAGUACGGAUGCCAGACAAGUUCACUAAAUUCAUCCUUCAAAUGCAUGAUAGCAUGAUGGCCCGAGGGCUGGGCAACGGCAAUUCUUCUGAAGCAUUCCCUUUCACAAACGGUGUGAAACAGGGCUGUGCCCUGGAUUCCAGACACUUCAUUGUUAUGUAUUCUGCAAUGCUAUCUGAUGCGUUCAAGGACUCCACUAAUAGAAAACUUCUGAGAGUCAUCUAGACUCGCAUGUUCUACACUCUCUUAGCUUUGACUAGAAAAUUUCUGAGAGUCAUCUAGACUCGCAUGUUCUACACUCUCUUAGCCUUGACUAGAAAACUUCUGAGAGUCAUCUAGACUCGCAUGUUCUAUACUAUCUUAGCUUUGACUAGAAAACAUCUGACAGACAUCUCGACUCGCAUGUUCUACCCUCUCUUAGCUUUGACUAGAAAACUUCUGAGAGUCAUCUAGACUCGCAUGUUCUACACUCUCUUAGCUUUGACUAGAAAACUUCUGAGAGUCAUCUAGACUCGCAUGUUCUACACUCUCUUAGCUUUUUCUUAGCUUUGACUAGAAAACUUCUGAGAGUCAUCUAGACUCGCAUGUUCUACACUCUCUUAGCUUUGACUAGAAAACUUCUGAGAGUCAUCUAGACUCGCAUGUUCUACACUCUCUUAGCUUUGACAAGAAAACUUCUGAUAAACAUCUUGACUCGCACGUUGUUCACUUUCUCACUUUUGACAAGAAAACUUUUGAUAGAAAUCUCGACUUGCACGUUCUACAAAUUCUUGACUUUGACUAUACCAUUUCUGAUAGACAUCUGUUUAUAAAAAGUCCUUUCAACUUUUUUUCGUUAUUAUUUACUUUGCCCAUGUCCAGUCAGGCAUUCUAUACAAUGCAUAGGCAGUUGGUUUUAAUGUCAUCAUGUAAUUCACAUUGUGGAAUGCAAUUCAUCUUAGAUAAGGCAAACUCUUGAAAUUAAAUCAAAACCUGGAGUUAGAGUCCAGUAGGUCGUUUAACUCAAUGAAAAUUCCGACAACUUCUGAAACGUAGAACGAAUAAAGUGCACAGGUCAUCUAUUGCCUCCUGUACUAUUUCCAGUCAUCCUGACUAAAAUUAAGCCAUCGGAACAAAUAGUGAAGGAAGACAGCGUGACACUGGCGAAUUGAGCAGCACAAGUCAAUGCUACUACUCAAGUUGAAGCAUUGGUUAUCUUCGAAUUCCAAGAAGGAACUAUAUUUAUGUAUAUUUCAUAACCUGACCGGCAUUACCAGACACUCUAUAGAAUGCCUAAGCAACAUGUUUACUUUCUCAUAUUAUUCACACCUUGACCAGUGUGAAUAGACAUUGCAUUGAAUUCCUGCAUUACAAGCUUCGUCUGUAAUAUGUACAUUUGGCAAAAUGUUUGCCUGUGGCAAUAGACACUUUCUCAACCCAAGGGACAAUACAAUAGAUUCCCGGUUUCAAAAGAAUAAAAAAUGUUUUGCUUCUUAAUGUUCAUUAAACUCUCUUAUUUUUAUACAAACGUUUUCAACCGUUUCCCAAUUCCACAGGUAUCGCCAUCAUCUUCACUGCUUUGUUCUUCACCGUCCCUUCGCUGUUUCCCUAUGGCCAAUGACAUCAACCACAUCGGAUGAAGCCUUGAAACUAAACGCUUAAAAACAUCAACAACAAAAAAAAAAAAAAAACACAAAAA